This is a messenger RNA of Camelina sativa (false flax), 1016 nucleotides long. The record is from RefSeq and is a predicted model, not a curated record. Lineage: Eukaryota; Viridiplantae; Streptophyta; Magnoliopsida; Brassicales; Brassicaceae.
CCAGUUUUCUUCAUUAAUUCUAAAUGAAAGGUUUCGGGAACUCAACGAUUAUCAUUCCUAUUUCUCUUUGUUUUAUUUUCAUAUUCAUUUAUCAUUUAGAAGACGUGCUUGCGGCUCCUUCUAGGCAUUUGUGUCGUCCCGAACAAAGGGAUGCACUUCUCGCUUUCAAAAACGAGUUUCACUUUGGGAAGCUUCAUUAUUAUUGUGAGCUGCAACGCUUUGACUCUCAUCCAAAGACGAAGUCAUGGGGGAAUAACAGCGACUGUUGUAGUUGGAAGGGAAUCACGUGCAAUGCCCAGUCCAGAGAAGUGGUUGGGCUAGACCUUCGCUGCAGCGGCCUCCAUGGCCGGUUUCAUUCCAAUAGCAGUCUUCAAAACCUUCCUUUUCUAACCACUCUUGACCUUUCAUUUAAUGAUUUUUAUGGUCAAGUCCCAUCUUCUGUUGGAAAUUUUUCUCAUCUUAUAACUCUCCGCCUUCAGGGAAAUAAGUUCAGUGGUCGGAUUCCAUCUUCCAUUGGAAACCUUUUUCAUCUCACCUCUCUCUACCUUCCGAAUAAUCAUUUCACUGGUCGGAUUCCAACUUGGAUUGGAAACCUUUCUCAACUCACCGAACUCGGCCUUUGGAGAAACAAUCUCGUUGGUGAAAUCCCAUCAUCAAUUGGAAACCUUCCUCAACUCACCAUACUCGCCUUUUGGGGAAACAAUCUCGUUGGUGAAAUCCCAUCUUCAAUUGGAAACCUUUCUCAACUCACCGAUCUCAGCAUCUCGCGUAACGAUCUCGUUGGUGAAAUCCCAUCUUCUUUUGGCAAUCUCAGCAAGCUGACCUACUUUGAAGCAAGUCUAAAUGCUUUCACUGGAACUAUCCCUUUUCAUCUUUUUACCAUUCCUUCUUUGAUAAGUAUUAUUUUGAGUGAUAACCAACUCAACGGCACUCUUGAGUUUGGUAAUACAUCUUCACCAUCUAACCUAGAAUCANAGCUUCGAAACUCGAUGGGAGUAGAUCGAAUGCUCGAGUAG